ACGUACAAGGUACAGUUAACUGGGCACGUGGCACACGAUAAAGGUAAUAGCCGUUUACUGAAUAACUUUUUCGAACUUCAGAUUUGUGAUUAGAAGAAGCACUUGCUAUAGAAUUUCGCCCAAUUUUUGGAUUUGGCUCUUGGCUCUUGAUAACGGGUGUUUAAAUGGUUGUUUGGUGUCCUGUGAUUAUAUGUCAAAAUUCAAAAGUCAUAACAUUCCUAAGUUGCAAAUAUUGAUUUGCAUUUUUGCAAAUCUCAUCGUUUGCUAUGGGUAGGGUAAUUUGUAAAAGCAGAUGAUCUUGAGCCAGAAAAAAUGGGCAUUAAAGUACCAUUUAUUUUUAGAAAGACCAUUUUCAGGCUAUUAUGCACUACCAGGGAUGCUAAGUCGACCACAGCAGGAAUUAUAGUUAUUGGCGAUGAGAUUCUCAAAGGACAGGUAGUAGAUACUAACUCAUCUUACUUAGCUUUGGAGUUGCAUAAACUGGGUCUUCAGUUAAAAAAGAUUUCAGUUAUAGGUGACAAUGUGAAGGAAAUAUGUGAUGAAGUUAGGUGUUAUUCAGAUUCAUAUGAUUAUGUCCUGACUACUGGUGGAAUUGGGCCCACACAUGAUGAUGUUACAUAUGAAGGGGUGGCAUUAGCAUUUAACGCACCUCUGGUUCUAGAUCCAGAAUUACGGGACAUUUGUAUGAAUUUUUAUAAAACAAAUGAUGUGAAUGCACCUGGAAUGAAACUAGCCAAAAUACCAAAAUCAGCCAAAUUAACAUUCAAAACAUUAGAAGGGGUUAGAAUGGUGUAUCCAAAUGUUUCUAUAAAAAAUGUGUAUAUAUUCCCUGGUAUCCCUCAACUACUAAGAAAAUCAUUUGGAUCUUUAAAGACGGUCCUAUUCAAGUCAAAUAGGAAAUUUUAUACAAAAGCUGUGUAUUUAACUGCCACUGAAGAAAGUAUAUCUAAGCUAUUAGGGGAGCUUGCAGAAGACUACCCUGAUGUUCAGUUUGGAUCAUAUCCAACAUUGCAAGAUAUAAAGUACAAAGUGAAAGUGACAAUUGAGUCCCAUGAUGAAAAAUCAACAGAACAGGCACACAACAAGUUGAAAGAGCUAAUGCCAGAAGAGUACAUAGUUCAUAUGGAAGAUGAUUCGUGAAUUUUAUGUAUACAUAGGAUAAUUAUGUACAAUAUUGCUUUGUUUAUUUAAUUUUUAAUAUUUUAUUGAAAAAAAUCUAUAUAUAUGUUUUAUGUAUUUGUGAGUUUACCUAGAAGCCCUGAGUAACAAAUUAUACUGGAUUGGAUUUUUA
Acanthoscelides obtectus is the source of this 1291-nucleotide messenger RNA. NCBI's taxonomy places the organism in Eukaryota, Metazoa, Arthropoda, Insecta, Coleoptera, Chrysomelidae. The record is from the annotation of a GenBank genome assembly.